Pundamilia nyererei is the source of this 6214-nucleotide messenger RNA. RefSeq names its product LIF receptor subunit alpha a (gene lifra). Gene Ontology annotation, molecular function: protein binding. Lineage: Eukaryota; Metazoa; Chordata; Actinopteri; Cichliformes; Cichlidae. Bases 358 to 3333 code for a protein of 991 amino acids. The transcript is spliced from 18 exons. The record is from RefSeq and is a predicted model, not a curated record.
UAGUCAGUGGCUUUAAUCUGUAGGGUCAAGCAAUGCAAGAUUAUAUGUAAAGCACCUGUUAAAUGCACAAAAAGUUCCAGCUGCAUGGCAUACAUGUUCUUGUCUUGUCUGACCCACAGCUGUGGGGCUGUAUGGUGCUGUGGAUAACGUGUGCAAAAGAUCCUCAUUUCGAAACCGGGAGGAGACACAGAGUCAGCCUUGGGACGUUCAAAGCUAGUGUACUGGUAGUGCCGGUUCCAAGCCUGGGCCUUCCUCUGUAUAGGUUUUGCCUCUCAGGAUGUUUUAACACGGUAGUGUAGUGAAGAGGACCAUCACUUCAUCAGGAUCUGUAAGCGGACGCUUGGCCAGUAGAUAAAAAUGGCUCACUUAAGUCUCACUCCCACCUCAAAGCUUAUUAGCAGUGGCUUUGUCUGGCUCCUGUGGAUUGUCCUGGGGUUUUCGACUUCACACACUCAUGCAGAUACUGGCCUUACAGUACCUCAGCGGGUGACGCUGUCUCCUAACUGGUACACACAGGAACUCUCCAUAUCCUGGUUGGGAGGAGGCGCAACGACCUUUGACCUCAUCAUUCUAAGAACUGAAUUCAAUGAAACUGUCUUCUAUGAGACAGUCUCUCCGACAGUGAAUAAGGUGAGUGGUCUGCACCAGUGGACGUGGACUUCAGUUAACCCCCUGGAGUGUACCUCCCUGUCAGUCAAAAUCUGCUCAAGAGAUGGGCACACUACAAGUGAAUGGAGUCAGACUGAGACACUUCAAGGAAAUGAUCACCCCAAUAGUGAGCAGAGAGUUAAGGUAUUUCCCCAGGACAAAGUUUUACCUGUGGGGGCCAACAUCACCUUCUGUUGCAUUUUGGAUGAAGGGAUGGUCUUAGAUAAGCUAAAGUACGACGGGAACACCACGAGCGUGACACGACUGAGCAGGCGGACCUAUUCCACCACAGUGUUCAAUCUGGUGGCCUCUCGCCAGUCAGGGAGCAACAUGCUUUGUUUGCCAGAAGACAAGGAAAAACUGUAUGGAGCCGUUGUGUUUGUUGGAUAUCCACCACUGCCCAUUGAUUUUAAAUGUGAGACUCAUGACUUAAGAUCAGCUGUGUGCCAGUGGGGUAAAGGACGAGACACUCACUUGUAUGGCAGUCAACGAGGAACUCGCUACUUUGUGAACAACAGGGACUGCAGUGAGGUCAACCAAGAUGUGGGACAGAAAGAAGCAACCUGUACUUUAGACACAUGGGAGGGUAACUGGACACUGGUAGCUAAGAAUCUUCUCGGCCAGUACAGCCUCACGGACACUGCUGAACUCAGUCACAGAGUGUGUCCAGUGGCGCCAGAUCUGCUGAGCGUCGUUGCCGAUGCCUGGAAUGCCUCUUUGUCGUGGCAUUGGAAGUACGACAGUUAUUCUUCCUUGGCACUUGUCUGCCAGGUUGAGAUCACCGCAACAGAGGACGAAAAACUAAUAAAGCGUGUUUUCUCUGGUGUGGGUCUGAGGUCUGUGUUUCUGUCGGACCUGUAUCCUGAUGAGCACUACAGUGUUAAAGUCCGCUGCGGUGCCCAGCAGAAUUUCUGGAAGUGGGGAAACUGGAGCAAACUGUCUUCCUUCAAAACUAAAACCUAUGUUCCCGAUACCCCAGAUGCUUGGAUAUGGUUGAACACAGAUAACACCGGGAAGGUUGUUUGGAAGCCUCUAACACGAAGACAGAGCCACGGUAAACUGACACAAUAUGAAGUUUUCCUUUGGAGUCCUGAAGAAAAUCGAGCACUUGCGCCGGCUGUAACCUUGCCACCGAAUAAUUGGUCCAUGCCAGUCAACCUCACAGAAAUCGCUUUCUUCAGCAAUAACGGCAGCGUCAUAGCAAAAGUAACUGCAAGGAAUGAUGCGGGAUCUUCUCCACCUGCAAGAGUACAUUUGACAAGUGUGGAACCCCUUGCUGCGCCCAGGAUAGUUUAUACAGACCAAGGUUUUCCCCUGUUCUGGGAAAACAAUGCCAAUGCCACCUGUGGAUAUGUGGUAGAGUGGCUUGAUGCCUUCUGCCCACAAGACUGCCCUGUAGAGUGGAUUAAGUUGCCUGCUGGAACCACUAAUGUUUCCAUUGAGUCAGCUACGUUCCAGCCAGGUGUGAGAUACAACUUGUCCUUGUACAGCUGCUCCUCAGAUGCCAGGGAACUGUUGAAGCGCUGGCAGGGAUACACGCAGGAGCUGGUCCCUUCUGUUGCUUUGACUCUGUCAGCCAGUCAGCAGAACGCUGAUAUUCUUCUCACCUGGAAAGAGAUUCCACUGGUGAACAGAAGAGGCUUCCUCCUGGGCUACAAUAUUUACAACAGCACUGGUUACCAGUUCAAACUACUAGAGAAUGUGUCUGAUCCAGAAACGAUGAGCUACACAGCAAAGGGUUUCACUAAGGGGACCUUCAAAUUUACUGUCAAGGCCUACACUGCAGCAGGGGAGAACACAGGCACCACUGCCACUGUAACAAUAGAGCCCUACACUGAUUGGCUCAUCUUGGAGAUCUUGACUUCUUUGGGGCUUGUAACUUUAUUACUGGCCAUCGUCACUUUCACUUGCUACAAGAAAAGGAAGUGGGUAAAGAAGGCAUUCUAUCCAGAUAUUCCAGAGCCCAAGCUUCCCAGUGAUUGGCCCAGGACACGGGGUCCGUUGGACGUGAAGCCAUCUCCCCACAGCAUGGUGUGUGUUGUAGAAACACCUGAGUAUGAUUGUAUUAAAGAUAUGCUUGUUGCCAUUCCUGAGGAAGAUGAGGAUGAUGCAGGGCAGGGAAUAGGAGAUGAGUCAGUUGACACAGAUGAACCAACGUCAUUACGCUACUAUAACCAAAUGGUAGACGAGCGUCCCAUAAGGCCACGUUUCCCAGACUCGUCUGCUUCUUCUAUAUCGUCUAUGAGUUCAGCUCACACCGAUGUGACAUACACAGGGAUCCAGACCUCAGGGUCUUCUUUGGUCCUCCAGCUGGAUCCACAGGGUUCUUCCGAGUGCCACCAACCCCAGCUUGAUCGGUCGGUCAGCUAUGGAGGAGGAGGCUAUCGACCUCAGAUGCAACCUAGAGCCCCAAGUGAUGACAUGGACCUGUCUUCACCAGAGUCUUUCCUAGAGCCACAGGCUGCCUGUUCUGGGGGCUACAAGCCCCAGGGCUCCUGGCAGUUGGACUCCCCCGUGGAUGCUGCAGAAAUGGGCAGCCUGGCACCUUCACUGGGAUCCCCUACCUCUGUUGCUUCCACUCAAUUCCUUCUCCCGGAUGGAGAAGAGAAUACAGGGGAGAAACGACAGCUGUCGUCGUCAGCAGCAUCCUGGCUCACAAACCUGCUGUCAUCAACAAAACCAUGAGAUCAUCUCUCUCUCAGUACUAGUCGCCAGGUCAGGGGGUUUAAUGUGAAACUAUUUUCAUCAUUACUGUUACCAGUGUCAUGUAUCGCAAGGCUAAGCCACAUAGUCUAGCUAAGUAUCCCUUCUGAUGUAGCACUACAUGAUUGUUGCAUUUCGACAGCAGCAGUUAAUAAGUCAUUUUCUGACGUUUAUGCCAAACACGUAGAAAUGUGUCUUGUUAUUUUCUCGUCCUUGGAUUAUGAAUAUAAAUCUGUAUAUUUAUAAAUCAAAACAUUUCUAUCAUGGCAGCAAAACUCCUCAAAUGAUUUGUUCAUACCUCUCCUCUUUCUACCAUACUAUAUAUGCACCCUCUGGAGACCCGGUGUCUGAUCUGUGACUUUGUGUGAUGGGCAUUUCCAAAUGGCAUUUCCUGUGUUUAGUGUGCUUACCUUUCUUUCUUUCUUUCUUUCUUUCUUUCUUUUGGUGAUGUAAGCUUUACUACACUACAGAGAAAAACUGAAUGCAGCACAGCUUCAAACUUUAUAAUGGCACCUGAAAAUACUUUAUAAGUACCUUUUAGGAAAGGAGCAGUUUUAAUUGUUCAUGUCUUCUGCUGUUCCACCAUUGGUUUAAUCUUACCUGCUUUGAGACAGCUACAGGACUGAAGCUCAAGUCCUCUCACAUGUGAUUUACAGUUCACAAAUAACUGUUGAAACAGGGAGAUAUCAGUGGAACUAUGCACUUAUUGAUGAGAAUCAUCUUUAGUUUACACAGAUGUGGGUGUGGUGCUUUGUAUUAUGGUCUGGAAAUAUAUGGGUGAUAAACCCAUCGGAUAUACACUGUUAUAAGCUAAAAACAUGAAUACAAAGUGAUGUAUUAUAAUGAACAAACACACUAAUAUGUAAUGUUUUCUUGCCUUCUGUUUUGCCUUCAUUACCAGUAGAGUUUAUUUUUAUUUUUUUAUUUGGUUUUUUUGGGGGGGAUUUUGCCACGAAACGGAUUUCACGGUCAGGCUGAUACUUGUAUUAUCCUCCGAGAUGAUGAUUGAUAUUAUACAUUUUUAACUGAUGCGAGUUAGUUGGGUGGGUAAUCAACGUUUUCAAAAUUCAACGCUUCCAAUGCUUUGCACCAUCAAAUUUCACACAUUGCCUUAUUACUCAUAAAUGUUGCUGUUAACAAUGUCUUACGCUAAUGUGAUUCAGAAUUGACUGAAAGUGCACUGUAUUUCAGUAUCUGGAUCCCACCCACACUUUAGUUUAAUGUACAGGAGAUGUCAUUUGUCAUCAGUUUUAGUGAGUGCUAUGGCUUCUCGGUGUGUCGGUGUGGAUUGCGAAGAUUUCUUUGGUUUCUUUAGAGAGUUCUGCACAAGAACUUGAUAUCAUUUUGGUAGGCUGUGUUUAUGUGUUUACUGUCUUUUGGUCUGCAGUACAUUUAAACAAAUGUUUUAUAAUAAUAUAUAUAUAUAUAUAUGCCGCCUUUUAAAUUCUAUGGUUAGAUAAAGGGACCAAAGGAGAGAAAUGAUAGAUAAUGACUAGAAAUGCUCAUUGAAUACAAAUGAGUAUAGAAAGCUUAUAAUUUGACACAAUAAGCAAGAUGUAUUGUUUUCUUUUCUUCUUUUAGAGUCAGGCCAGGGCUUGCCCGCACGGCAGAUGUGGUCUGUUGUUUCUCAGUGCCUCCAGCCAACAAGCUUUAAGCAAACCUACUGUGACGUGAAUCAUGACGUAAACGAACUUUAACUCCGUCUUCACAGACGAACUGAUAACAGGCAGGCAGUCAGUCCUCUUUGACUACUGAGAAAAUUGUAUCCCCCCUUUCUUUCUCUCAGAAAACUGCUCUGAAUUUUGAUUUAUGAGGCGACAGCUUGCAUCAGUACUGAAUAAGCCACUUUCAGUAUAGGAGAUCAUCAUCUUCCAAGAUUAUUUUAAAGAGGGGAUGUAACUCUGAGUAUUUAAACAUGGCUGCAUAUUCUGUUCCUUCGAAGCUUGCUUUUUUUUUUUUUUUAAACAAGCAGUGCUUCGAAGGUUAUAAGUUACAGUGUGUUACAGGAUUUAUGUUGAUUUUGAUCAACAGACUGGCACCUUUUUAUUGUCCUGGAAAUCUUAUUAUUAAUGCAACAAACUGUACAUAAGUGUGAUUUUCUGUUUUCCCCUUACUUUCUUGCAAUACAAAAUCUCCUGAUGUUUUAUAUAAAAUGGCAUUAUAUUCCCUCUACUAUUUAGUUAAUGAGAGGAAAAUUCAAACAGUCAGAUUUGAAAUAUAUAUUUGUUGUAUAUAAAGUGAAUAAGAAUUGUGAUCCUGUUUUUUCUUUUUUUUUUUUCUUUUUGUUUUUAAGCUUACUCCGCUUUGCAUUGCUAUCUUUCCAUAGGAGAUUCGCUUUGCCAGACAAAGUGUAUGUAAGGCUAGAGAUCUCUUCAUUGCAGCCGCAGACGAGCAAUUUUUCUUUAAAGUUUCCGCUGUUUUCUGAGGUUCAUCUUCAUUUUUAAUGAGUGUUUACACUGUAGAAUUUUUGAAUAUGUGCUUUGUAUACCAGUGUAAACUUGCUGCUUUACACAUCUUCCUCGUUGGCCUCGGAUGUCUUUGUGAAAUUGAUGCAUGCUAUCUAAAAUAUCACAACAAAACAGUGGCUUGUAAACUUCUCGUUUAUGUUGCCAUAUGGCUUGGAAACUAACACUUAGUGUUCUGCAUGACAACAGGACUGAAAGUAUUGUGCAUUUAAAAAAAAGUACCUUAUUUCAGGAAAUUGUUCUUAAAUUCGGGAUAUCUAGCAGAUUAUUUUAUCCGUUCAUUUUAUUGAAUGAAAACACUACAUUUUGUCCGAGUGGAAAAAAUAAAUGUUAACACUACUAACACAAAAUGGUAUACUAUUUGUUUCAAUGCAAUAAAAUGACUUGUCUGGCUGUUA